UGCUAGGUUGCAGUGAGACUGAAGUGUUGUCGGUAACAAACAGCAGCGUUACACCGCCGGGGGACAUCAAUGGUGGAGAAGGCGUUGAUUCCGGGCCAGGUCUGAGAGAGACCGUUAGUGGGGCUUAUGGAGAGCUGAGGCCGAGGAUGCGGUUAACGUCCUUAAUGAUGUUCACAUCCACAGCCCUGCUAUUCAUUCUCAUCGGAUAUAUCGGGUUUGCGGAAUCUGCCCCUCGCAUCAGUCCCAGCGAUGCGUCGCCUGUCUCCGGUAGGAAGUCCGGCUCAGCCUCCCACACCUGGGACCCCUUCCUGCCCGGCACCGCUUCAUCUGGGAUCAGAUCCGGGUUCGGUCCUACGGCUGGAAUCCCCGGCAGCUCCGGCUUUAAAACGGCAACCACCUUCCAGCCUCCGACGGAUCCGACCACCGCCACCAGUCGCUCCACUGCCCUCCGCGGCUCUGGGAUCAUCUCCCCCAAUAAGGAACCGAUAACAGCGCCGAGCUCCCGGCUGACCGGGACGCGCAAACGCUCCACCGAAGCUCAGACACUUUACAGCCCGGAGAAAACGCUGCAGACCAUGGUGUCCAUGGUUUCCCAGCACACCACCAACGAUGCCUGGGCUGCGGACGCCGCGGAUCCACCUGAUACCUCAGUGGAGAACCAAGAGGCGGUGUGCAACUGCAGCAGCGGCAGUGAGGGGAUCGACGAUCCGGACAAAUGCAACCAGAGCACCGGUCAGUGUUUGUGCCUGACGGGCUACGCCGGCCUGCAGUGUGACGAGUGUGAGGAGGAGUACUUCACCAACGGCACCAGUGGCUGUCUGCCCUGCUCCUGUGACUCUUUUGGCGCAGUACACCUCAACUGCGACAGCUCAGGGACCUGCACAUGUAAGACAGGAGUGUACGGGACCAAGUGUGAUGACUGCCACCCUGGUUUCUUCCACUUCAGCAACACCGGCUGUCGGCCCUGCCAGUGCAACAACCACACCAGCUACUGCCACCCACAGUCCGGAGUGUGCCUGAACUGUGAGGGGAACACCCAGGGGUCCAACUGUGAGGAGUGUAAGCCUGGCUUCUACCGCAGCCCAGGGGCCGACCAGACCCAAGCCUGUGCACCGUGCCCCUGCUCCAACUCCACCUCCACCAGCACCUGUCUCACCGAUGCCAGUGGCUCUCCAGUGUGUGACCAGUGCCUUCCCCACUACAGCGGCCCACACUGUGACAAGUGCAGCCCUGGUUUCUACAACGCCUCAGGGACCUGUGUGCCAUGCGACUGCAGCGGCAACGCAGACCCUCAGGGGCCCCCCCAGCUCUGUGACCCUAAAAGUGGCACCUGCCUCAGCUGCAUAAACAACACCUCUGGGUCGCGGUGCCAGGAGUGCGCCCCCGGGUUCGUGGGGGACGCCAGAGCACACAACUGCACCCGUCUAAACCCUCGACUGAUUCCAGCACCAGCAGAGGUCACAACCAAAACCCCCCCGCCCAGUGGCGCUUCCCCAACGUCAUCUCUCACCAGCACCACUUCCACCUCCACAGCAACCAAAGGCAGGCCGGCUCUCAGAUUCAACGAGGUUGACGACAACGCCUCGAGCAGCAGCACCACCCAGGCCCUGCUGACCAGCCUGAGCAGCCCCACAGAUAACACCACAGCAGCCCUAACCGAGGUCUCAUGGACGCAGUUUAACAUCAUCAUCCUGGCCGUCAUCAUUCUGGUGGUGCUGCUGCUGCUGGGCUUCGUGGGAGGCGUGUACACCUACCGGGAGUAUCAGAACCGCAAGCUCAACGCCCCCUUCUGGACCAUUGAGCUGAAGGAGGACAACAUCAGCUUUAGCAGCUACCAUGACAGCAUCCCCAACGCAGACGUGUCCGGCUUGCUGGAGGACGAGGCCACCGAGGUGGCCCCCAACGGUCAGCUGGCCCUCACCACGCAGGCGAACAACUACAAGGCUUAACGCCCCAUUCGGCCUCCACUCAGACUCCUAGAUUUACAGACGACGUAAAGCUGCUGGAUCAUACCAAAUCUACCGCUCCUCAAUGUGUGACUGCUUCUGUUACCCUGCUCCUCUGCAGAAAUCACUACUCCUGGCAAACUGACAGAAAACAGACGUUUUGACCUGAAUCAUCGCCCUCUUUAGGUAUAUUUGAUUGUGAAGUGGGUAAUUGGUAAAAAUGGUUCCAAAAUAAUGUGGUUGAAUGAGAUUCAGGCCUGCAGAGGUCGCUGUUGUACUGUAAAUGUAAAAAGGCGGAGGACUUGGAGCAUUUCAUAGAUUUUUUUUUUUCUUUCCUUUUUUAAAUGGACUCCGGACAGUUUAAGUUAAACGCUGAUCCCUUUUCAGGUGAUCCUAAACUGAGACAAUGAUUGUUAUUUAAUGAAUUAUUUUUAUUCUCUUUUUUAUUUAUUGGUUCAUUUUUAUUUUUGGGAGAAAAUGCUGCACAUUUCCAAGGCGUUUCUUUGUGGUGUUUUUAAAUCUGAUGUGCUGUUGAACGGUAAUAAUCACUCGGCCGUUAUGUUUCCAUGUACAGGUGUGCUUUUGGAGAGAGCCUGAGUAAAUUGACCUCACCUUUUUGUUUAUAGCUUCCUGUCUUUUUUUUUUUUUUCUUGAAGUGUGCCAGCUAACUUGAAGUAUCUGAGAGGAGUGUUUCUCUUAAAGAAACAAUAGUCAACUUUUACAAACACCCUAUGUUGGGUGCUGCAAGGGGAAAUGACACAUCUUGGGCUUGCGUAAAAACACCAAUAACACUCUAAUCUAAUCUGCUCUUCGCUGCCUACCUCAGCAAAGACAAACCUUUCAAAAAUUGAUUCACAUUAAUGUGGAGGGUGGGUGCGUGACGCAAAUGAUAAGGCCAUUUAAUGUCUAGAACAAACAGAACUCCAUUGUUGAUCCUGUUGUCAUGGAGCCCACUACUUCCUUCAACCACUUCCAGGGUUGUUGCAUCAUUAGGAGCAGAGAGCUGUAAAAAUCCUGGAUAUAGAUCUUGUGGAUAUGGUGUUUCUGAGACGGAUGUGCAUCUUUUUAUUCUGGUGAAUGAGUAAACCCAAUGGUGGAAGUAACUCCUCAGGUACUGGCUCUCUCCCUAAUGUGAUCACUGUAAAUAGGAUUCUUAAUGUACAGCUGAAUGUGAAUAGUAGCACGAUUAUUGUACAGCUAGGAUAUUGUUUGUGCACUGUCACUCAACAAGCUCUGACCCUCUCUCUGGGUGUGAUGUUGCCGUCAGCUUUUUUAAAAUUGUUUUUAUUUCCUACUUUACCACAUCGGCGGUUGGAGCUCCCAGAAAUCAGAACCGCAACAAUGCAACUGUAAAUAAGACCUGAAACUCAGAGCUCAACUCUCAAAUAAAAAAAUGGGAUUAAC
Messenger RNA from Cyprinodon tularosa, 3350 nucleotides. RefSeq names its product multiple epidermal growth factor-like domains protein 9. Gene Ontology annotation, molecular function: extracellular matrix structural constituent. Gene Ontology annotation, biological process: axon guidance. Gene Ontology annotation, cellular component: basement membrane. NCBI's taxonomy places the organism in Eukaryota, Metazoa, Chordata, Actinopteri, Cyprinodontiformes, Cyprinodontidae. Bases 147 to 1949 code for a protein of 600 amino acids. The record is from RefSeq and is a predicted model, not a curated record. The transcript has 6 exons.